This is a messenger RNA of Lethenteron reissneri (Far Eastern brook lamprey), 1381 nucleotides long. RefSeq names its product proteasome 20S subunit alpha 3 (gene PSMA3). Gene Ontology annotation, biological process: ubiquitin-dependent protein catabolic process. The record is from RefSeq and is a predicted model, not a curated record. Gene Ontology annotation, cellular component: proteasome core complex; proteasome core complex, alpha-subunit complex. NCBI's taxonomy places the organism in Eukaryota, Metazoa, Chordata, Hyperoartia, Petromyzontiformes, Petromyzontidae.
CACGCACCUUGGCCAGCCUACGUCGGGGCGGUGAAGAAGCACGCGAGACGCCGCCAGCGCCGCCUCAACAAGCUCCUUGUACCCCCGCAGCGCCAUGAGCUCCAUCGGCACCGGCUAUGACCUCUCGGCGUCGCAGUUUUCACCCGAUGGCCGGGUGUUCCAGGUGGAAUAUGCUAUGAAGGCUGUGGAGAAUAGCAGCACGGCGGUGGCCGUGCGCUGCAAAGACGGAGUGGUGUUCGGCGUGGAGAAGCUGGUGUUGUCCAAGCUGUACGAGGAGGGCUCCAACAAGCGGAUAUUCACCGUCGACAAACACGUCGGCAUGGCCGUCGCAGGGCUGCUGGCGGACGCGAGGCAGCUGGCCUCGACAGCGCGUGACGAGGCCGCAAGCUUCCGUGCCAACUACGGGGCCAAAAUCCCCGUCAAGCACCUGGCUGACCGGAUAGCGAUGUACGCCCACGCCUACACGCUCUACAGCUCUGUUCGACCGUUCGGCUGCAGUGUGGUGCUGGCUGCGUACGAGCUGGACGGCCCGCAGAUGUACAUGAUCGACCCCUCGGGAGUGUCCUAUGGAUACUGGGGCUGUGCCAUUGGCAAAGCAAAGCAAGCGGCGAAAACGGAGAUUGAGAAACUCCAGAUGAAGGAGAUGACGUGCAAGGAGCUCGUGAAAGAAGUGGCUAAAAUAAUCUACAUCGUUCACGAUGAGGUGAAGGACAAGGCUUUCGAGUUGGAGCUGAGCUGGGUGGGCGAAGUGACAAAUGGCAAGCACGAACUUGUACCAAAGGACAUUAAGGAAGAGGCUGAAAAGUAUGCAAAGGAGUCGCUGGAAGAAGAGGACGAAUCUGAUGAAGACGACAUGUAACGCAGUAAUUACAUCACCAUGCGUGGCACAGACGCACGUGUACUUUCAAGAAUUAGGCUUCUCAUGCCGUAUUAACGUGUCCCAAAUCGCAUUGCAGUCAGUGUGGAGAACUCUAUCGUGUCCACUGUAUAUACACCAGAGGUUGGUAUGCAGAUUUUGCAGCGGCAUUUGCUGACUGACCCGUCAUUUAAUAGGCUGGGAGUAAAUUGUCCUAAGGCUCAAAAGUACACGUUUUUGGCGAAAAGCAGACUUAAAUUACUGAAAUAAUUUAUGGCACUGUAUGCAUGGUUUCGUAAUCCUGUGUGAAUUAGGAUUGUGUAUAUGGGAUGCACAGAUCAGGUUUGCUUUAGCUGACGUGUUGCCAAAUACGCAGCUUGUGUGCACACCGCACAUUGCGUAUCUCUCGUGUGGUAGGAUAUUGUACCAGCAUUUUACGGGACUUGUGAUGGAAAACAAUGACUUUAGAAGUUUAUUUGGAAAAAAAACACCGCUUUUGUUACAAUAAAGAAACAGUAAAUUGUG